CCACUCAGUGUCACUGUUCCAUCUUCAGUGAAGACCCCUAUCUACACUUCACAAACAUGCAGCUGAUUAUCUUCUUGCUGAGUCUGUUCUUGCUCAUCAGUAGUCUACUGUAUAUCAGUGAGGGAGUAGCAGCAGGCUGUGAAGACUGGACACUGCAUGGAAGUAAAGAUGUCUGCUGUAGAAAAUGCAAACCAGGGAACCGUUUGGUGACACUCUGCGGACCAGAUCCAAGCCAGUUCUGUAUGCCAUGCGAGCCUAGACAUUACACAACUGAGCCUAUGAGUCCCUACUGCACCAUAUGCACUCAGUGCACAGGUAAGCUGAUAUUUCGACGUAUGUCCUUUAAUAUGACGACUCAUGAGGAGCCGCUAUCACUUGCUAUUCCUCUAAUAUCUCAUGCAUACACCACAUACCCUCAGGUUGAAGUGCAAGCCUGCACUGCUAGCAGCGACACGAAGUGUGGAUGCAGACCUGGCCUGCGCUGUGGAGAUAAGCAGUGUACCUUUUGUGUGGAUGAAUGUAAGAUAGGCGAAGAACCAACACCUCAACGUGUCUGCAGAAAAUGCCCAGAGGGAAAAUUCAAUGACCAGAUCCACAGUGCGUGUAAACCUUGGAGAAAAAGUUGUCCUGAAGGACAGACACUUGAGGCCAGUGGUAAUGCGUCCAGUGACAACAGAUGCAAGAGUGUGCCACAGCCCUCCGCUUCCACGCACAGAAAUCAAAUAAGUACAGUCUCAACUUUGCAUGUGAGGAUACCGCAUAAAGAUGAAUCUACCUGGCUGCAGGUUAUAGGAGUCAUUUUUGGAUUUUCAGGUGUCUUCAGUUUAUUCCUGUGUCUUAUGUAUCUAAGACAAAAAGCCAAGGAAGAGACAAAGGAACCAAUUGCAGAGACCUUUCCACAAGGAGAACUCACCAUCAUGAUGGUGGAACGGGAUGAAACCUGCAGCUACCACCAGCCGGAGCAGGAGCAGGGAGGCAGCUCUGAGUCUAUCAGCACGCAGGACUCGGACAGCAAACUCAUAGUGUGAUCUCCCUAGCCGCCUUCAUUUUUGCAUCAUGAUGAACUCAUGGACCAUUUACU
Electrophorus electricus (electric eel) is the source of this 1081-nucleotide messenger RNA. Lineage: Eukaryota; Metazoa; Chordata; Actinopteri; Gymnotiformes; Gymnotidae. The record is from RefSeq and is a predicted model, not a curated record.